This is a messenger RNA of Sesamum indicum (sesame), 3504 nucleotides long. Its product is annotated as DExH-box ATP-dependent RNA helicase DExH10. NCBI's taxonomy places the organism in Eukaryota, Viridiplantae, Streptophyta, Magnoliopsida, Lamiales, Pedaliaceae. The record is from RefSeq and is a predicted model, not a curated record. Gene Ontology annotation, biological process: maturation of 5.8S rRNA; RNA catabolic process. Gene Ontology annotation, molecular function: RNA helicase activity; RNA binding; ATP binding. Gene Ontology annotation, cellular component: nucleus.
GCCGCUUGAAAACUGAGCAAAUUUCGAAAUUGGGGCAAAAUUAGGGUUUAAAAUUUGUAUUCCAAACCACCGGAUAGCACGCCAUUGUCCUGGUAUUGAUGCCUGCACACAGAAGAGAGCUGUUUGGUUACUGGGAAAAGCAAGCUUGCAAGUUCAGGAAAUAAAGGAACUGUUUGGUUACUGGCAAAACCAAUAUUGGAAACUAUUAGGAUCUGCGUACAGUGGCCGAGGAUAGAACUUUAAGGAAGCCGACGAUGGACGAGUCUCCUACAUCCCUGAAAAGGAAGCAAACGGAAGUGAAUUCAGAGGCGAAGUCGGGAAUUACUGUAGAAGAAUCUGUCCGUAAGAGGCAAAACAUAGCACGUACAUGUGUGCAUGAGGUGGCGGUUCCGACCGGAUAUGCUUCAAACAAGGAUGAAUCAAUUCAUGGCACCCUUUCAGAUCCCAUUUAUAACGGGGAAAGAGCAAAAACCUAUCCAUUUAAGCUUGAUCCUUUUCAGGAGGUUUCUGUGGCUUGUUUGGAAAGAAAUGAGUCAAUUUUAGUUUCGGCACACACUUCAGCAGGUAAAACUGCUGUGGCUGAGUAUGCAAUUGCCAUGGCCUUCAGAGACAAACAGAGGGUGAUAUAUACUUCUCCAUUAAAGGCUUUAAGCAAUCAGAAGUAUAGAGAAUUAAGCCAAGAGUUUUCAGACGUUGGCUUGAUGACUGGUGAUGUUACAAUUUCACCUAAUGCAAGUUGCUUGGUGAUGACUACUGAGAUUCUCAGAGGAAUGCUUUACAGGGGUUCUGAGGUGUUGAAGGAAGUAGCUUGGGUCAUAUUUGAUGAGAUACACUACAUGAAGGAUCGCGAAAGGGGUGUCGUUUGGGAAGAAAGUAUUAUUUUCUUGCCCCCAGCCAUUAAGAUGGUAUUUCUUUCAGCAACCAUGUCAAAUGCAACUGAAUUUGCUGAAUGGAUAUGCAAUUUACAUAAACAGCCAUGUCAUGUGGUCUAUACAGAUUUUAGGCCCACACCCCUUCAACAUUAUGUGUUCCCAAUGGGUGGCUCUGGAUUGUAUCUUGUAGUUGAUGAGAAUGAGCAGUUUAAAGAGGACAACUAUUUGAAGCUUCAGGACACUUUCACAAAACAAAAUCUUGCUCAAGGGAACAAAAGUGGGAACGCCAAGGCAAGUGGCAGAAUUGCGAAAGGUGGAGCUGCUUCUGGUGGUUCUGAUAUAUACAAGAUUGUCAAGAUGAUAAUGGAGCGAAAAUUCCAACCAGUCAUAAUCUUUAGUUUUAGCAGAAGAGAAUGUGAACAACAUGCAAUGUCGAUGUCCAAGCUUGAUUUUAAUACUGAAGAGGAGAAGGAUGUUGUGGAGCAAGUAUUUAAAAAUGCAAUCCUGUGUUUGAAUGAUGAGGAUAGACACUUGCCUGCCAUUGAAUUAAUGUUGCCCUUGCUUCAGCGAGGCAUCGCUGUUCACCAUUCUGGCUUGCUUCCUAUUAUCAAAGAACUUGUGGAGCUUCUCUUUCAAGAAGGUCUCGUUAAGGCUCUCUUUGCCACAGAAACGUUUGCCAUGGGGUUGAACAUGCCUGCAAAAACUGUCGUUUUCACAAGUGUGAAAAAAUGGGAUGGUGAUAGUCACCGAUAUAUUGGAUCUGGUGAGUAUAUACAGAUGAGUGGUAGAGCUGGACGUCGUGGUAAAGAUGCACGGGGUAUAUGCAUUAUAAUGAUUGAUGAAAAGAUGGAGAUGAAUACCCUUAAGGACAUGGUUUUGGGCAAACCAGCUCCAUUGGUCAGUACUUUCAGAUUAAGCUACUAUUCAAUUCUGAAUUUAAUGAGCCGUGCUGAGGGACAAUUCAAUGCUGAGCAUGUUAUCAGGAACUCCUUUCAUCAAUUUCAGUAUGAGAAGGCUUUACCCGACAUUGGGAAAAAGGUCUCACAGCUUGAAGAGGAAGCUGCAGUGCUUGAUGCUUCCGGGGAGGCCGAGGUUGCUGAAUAUGAUAAACUAAAGCUUGAAAUAGCGCAACAUGAAAAGCAAAUGAUGUCAGAAAUGACAAGGCCUGAAAGAGUUCUCUCUUUUCUUGUACCUGGUAGGCUGGUUAAGGUAAGGGAGGGCGGAACAGACUGGGGCUGGGGAGUUGUAGUUAAUGUGGUGAAAAUACCCUCAGCUGCAUCAGGUUCUUUGCCUGCUGCUCUUGCCUCUUCACGUGGUAGCAGUUAUAUUGUGGACACCCUGCUUCACUGUUCUCUUGGCUCAAGUGAAAAUGGUUCUCGACCAAAACCAUGUCCCCCUCAUCCAGGAGAAAAGGGAGAAAUGCAUGUGGUUCCUGUUCAGUUGCCUCUAAUUUCUGCACUUAGCAAGCUCAGAUUAUCUAUUCCUUCUGACUUACGGCCAACAGAAGCUCGGCAAAGUAUUCUGCUUGCUGUGCAAGAGCUUGAGAAACGCUAUCCGCAAGGCCUACCAAAGCUUAAUCCUGUUAAGGAUAUGGGAAUUGAAGAUCCAGAGUUUGUUGAGUUGGCUAACAAAACCGAGGAACUUGAACACAAAUUGGUUUCUCAUCCGCUGCAUAAGUCUCAAGAUGAUCAUCAGAUUAGAAGUUUUCAGAGAAAAGCAGAAGUGAAUCAUGAAAUCCAACAGCUAAAGUCGAAAAUGCGUGAUUCUCAGCUUCAAAAAUUCCGUGAUGAACUUAAAAAUCGAUCACGGGUUCUCAGAAGGUUGGGGCAUAUUGAUGGUGAUGGUGUUGUUCAAUUAAAGGGACGUGCAGCCUGCCUGAUAGAUACUGGAGAUGAGCUCCUUGUCACUGAAUUAAUGUUCAAUGGUACCUUCAAUGAUCUUGAUCACCAUCAGGUUGCAGCUCUGGCAAGUUGUUUCAUUCCUGGAGACAGAUCUACUGAACAAAUACAGUUAAGAGCUGAACUUGCUAAGCCGUUGCAACAACUUCGAGAGAGUGCCAAAAGAAUAGCAGAGAUACAGCGGGAGUGUAAACUUGAGGUAAAUGUGGAUGAAUAUGUCGAAGCUUCAAUUAGACCAUAUCUGAUGGAUGUGAUUUAUUGUUGGUCAAAGGGUUCAUCCUUUGCAGAAGUUAUCCAAAUGACCGAUAUUUUUGAAGGUAGCAUCAUACGGCUAGCAAGAAGGCUUGAUGAAUUUUUAAACCAGUUGAAAGCUGCUGGCCAUGCGGUCGGUGAAGUUGAUUUGGAGAACAAGUUUGCAGCAGCCAGUGAAAGCCUUCGUCGUGGGAUAAUGUUUGCGAACUCAUUGUAUCUUUAAAGUUGUGAAAAGUUGCACACGCUUUGCUGCCAGUGAUAAAACCACUUGCAGUGGCUCAGAUGUUGCUCGUCUGAUCAGCUGAUAUUGUUGUUUGCCAUUAUAGGUUUACAUUUUGAUAGGUGAGUUCUUCUCUAUUUGUGCCCAUAUAAAUAUUUUCUUUUUCUUGGGUUUUCCAAAUCUAGAAUUCAUCGUUACUGUAGUCUAGUGAAUACAAAAUGAGAUGAAAGAGAAAACGUUACUUCAUUAAGUUUUUUUAAUA